CUUGCCUGCAACGUGCACGACGCCUGAACCGAUUUCCGUCAGAAAAACCCCCGUCGGCCUCGGAUGGCCAGCUAAUUGCUCGCUAAUAAAAUGGUUAGCCGUUACUCAGGCCCAACCUCGAGUACCCCCAAACCUCCAGGCUUGGGGACACCCCUUUCGCAAUGACACUCCCUUUUUUCCCUCUAGAGCUCUGCGAAGCAGUCAUCGACCACUGCCAUGAUAUCCGCCCUUCGUUGUCUGCGUGUAGUCUUGUUUCCAGGUCCUGGCUACCGCGAUCUCGCUCUCACCUUUUCGCCUCUGGUAUCACCCUCACUGCGAAUAAUAUCCGGACAUUUUGUUCUCUAAUGGAUUCCCAAUAUUGCACCAUGGCGCCCUUUAUUCGCUCUUCCGUCAUUUUUCUAAUACGCGUCUCAUCGUUUCUACAACUCGAAUCACUUUUAAAGACUGUUGAACAGGCCUUCAUCUCGAACCGCCUACGGAUAUCGUCCAUAACCUUGGUCUGCAUUCCCCAUCAGCUGCUACACACAAGCCAACUCGUGGCACUAGCGUCAACCCUCACGUCGUUGUCUCUCAUUGGAACGUUGUGGUACGAUGAGAAGGAAUCGUUUUCCUUAAAGGCUAGACGAAUAUUGGAUUUCGUUAUAUCGUUUCCUUCCUUAGAAACUCUGGAAAUUGGCUACGAAACACCAGGCCGGAUCGUCCCAUAUACCCCGCUGGUUUCUGUUUCCGACUGCCCAAGGCUCUCGCUACCGCGUCUCAAACGCCUUCAACUGGGUGACAUACCUUACAAUGCCUUCCUACCUUGGUUUUUGGUGCCAGGCGCUGUUGAUUUCCCGAACCUACGUUUCCUUUCCUUCUUUAUGGGCCAUACCACCCUCAAUGUAGAGCCGCAUCUCAUACAGGAGCUGCUAGACAGAAUAUGUGCUCCAACCGUUGAAACACUAUCAUUCUGGUAUCUAUGGGAGAGUCUUCCAGACUUAGAUCUGGGUGCUUUCAAAGAGCUCCGUUCUCUCGAGCUUUACGCCUGCUCGGGAGAUAAAAGCUACUACACCAAACUUCCGGAAUUAAUCUCGACUGUUCCUACAUUGGGACGGGUUCCGCUCACAGUGUCGGUAUCUGAGGACUCAGCCUUCGAGCCACCUGCGAUUGAUGGAGUGCAGUGGAACCCUUAAUAGUCAUUUCUACGGGAUGGAUGGGAUGGGAGGCGUGCUGCUGUGAAAACGUUGCAAAGUCGCUACGAGACCAAGGUUCCGAUUCGUGUCUCUCAAUCAUUUUGCAGUGGACGUUGCCAGCUUUAGAGUUCAAAGCAGCCCUGGAAUAGACAUAUGAAGUUUUCUAUCAACACUCAGCUCUAGAUGUUGCUGCCAAUUACACUGAUGAUUGACAGGCUACUAUAUAGUAGCACCCACGCACGAUCACGGACUAACCAUUUUCUGGCAAACGCGGUGUUUGUGCACACAUCCCAAUUCUUGUUGGGUCUUUUGCGAAGCUCGUUUUUGACUUCCGCCCGUUCAAGUUACGUCGUCGCCUGGCGGCGUGUUCUACACGCCACUGAGAAUUCACCAGCGACAUCUACCCAGACACCUACCGAUAUCACAGCCCGAAGCCGCUAAAAAACUCGCUAAAACUGGCCGCAUGGUGAUAUAUACCGAACCUUGCUUUUUUGGUAUAAAAGAAGUCCUUUCAUUGUCUGUUUAUUCCAACGGUCGACCCGUCAUUACUUCGCUUAAGCCUCUUUUUUCAAUCGAUAGACUCCGGAGUCAUGAAGUUCCUCGUUGUUUUCAUCACCGUUUACGCGAUUCUCGCCUCUGCUGCAGUUAUCGAGGAGGCAGGCCCCAGUCUCGGCCUUGGCCUUACCAAGGCGUGUAACAACCUCUCCGAGGCCCCUCAUUCGGAUGUUCACUUUUUUUAAACAGAGGGCCUGUGCACCAUCCGCCUGCAGAUGCACCAAGAUUCAAGGCCAGUUUUGUGGCAACUCGAAUGUCAAUCCGGCUUGUACCACUGGCCACGUCUUUGAAUGCAACCGUAACACUGGGAUAGCUUGCGACUUUGGGGUUAGAAGGAGCUGUCAGAAUUGUGGCAAGCUCACGUGCUGAGCACUUGAGCGUGGUUCGAGGUCGAUACAAUAUACUAACGUUGGUGUUUGUAGUAUUGUACGCGUACGUAGGACCAUCUGAAUGUGAGGCUUAAAAUUAUACGAG
Marasmius oreades (fairy-ring Marasmius) is the source of this 2201-nucleotide messenger RNA. RefSeq lists its product as uncharacterized. The transcript has 3 exons. NCBI's taxonomy places the organism in Eukaryota, Fungi, Basidiomycota, Agaricomycetes, Agaricales, Marasmiaceae. Bases 162 to 1172 code for a protein of 336 amino acids. The record is from RefSeq and is a predicted model, not a curated record.